UAUAAUCAAGAAAAAGAUGGAUGAUCACAAGCCACCAAACCAAGCUGAACUGCUUGAAUCUUUGCACCAGGAGUGGCAUAAAGUUAUCCAAAAUCAGUGUGCAAGACUGGUGGAGGAGAACACGCCACCACACAUGAAAACUGUGAUUGUUUCAACGUUGAAAAAACAACAGACAUUACUUUAGUCACAUUUUAACCACAUUUCAACGUUGAAGGUCGGUUGUGUGCCAGCUGGGAUGAAGCACAUGUAUCAGUGCACAGAUUGAAGAGCAGUGCAGAGUGAAUCCGGUGAGGUGGAGCGGUGUAAACAGGCUGAGCUCAUGAAUAAAGAAGUGUUAAACCUAUAUCUUUCAUCUGCUUCCUUUAUCUGCGUGCUGAGUGAAAGGGGGCUUUGGGUGGGCAACAGAGCGACGGUGGCGCGCGUCCACGCCUCCUCACCUAACGCUGCGCGGUCCGGGGCGGCGGAGCGGCGCGCACCUUCGGGGAUGGAGCUGUAGCACAGACACCUUGAGGGAUGGAAAUGGCAGAGUGUAUAAAAAGGAGCCGGCGGUGGACAUGCCCAGCGCGAGCUGAGGACGGAGCGCGAGGACACGCGCGGGGCUCCUUCUUUAGAAUUACUAGAAAUAAAUACAUUUUAAAAAGCAUGUUGUGCGGCUUUGCACUCUUCUCUAAGUUGGAUCUCUUUUUUUCUUUAUAAAACAGUUUUUCUGACCCGCUUUAAGACUUCUGAAGAUUCUUCCAGAAAUCCUGGACUUUCUGAGGGGAAUUAGACCCAGCUCCUCUUUAUUCAAGCUUAGAUUUAGCCCCUGUUCAUUCCUUUGGCUCCUCAGGGAUUCACUUAUGAACUUUUUCUUCAUCCACUUUCUUCACUAUUCUUCCCCGAUUCAGCUACAGCAUGGAGCCCUACUCAUCUUCAGCCAACGGGGUUUCAUACACCGAAUCCACAGAGGCAGUGACGGAGCCUGGAGACCCCUCAGAGAAUGAAGACCCCUUCGCAGGUCCCCUGAAGUCCAUCGCCCCCUGGAACUACACUUUCCUGGCGUGUCUGAUGUUCGUCGUGACUUCUGUCUCACUCUUUGAAAACUUCACCGUCAUGCUGGUCACCUACAAGUUCAAGCAACUGAGGCAGCCGCUCAAUUACAUCAUCGUUAACCUGUCCGUGGCUGAUUUCUUCGUCUCUCUGAUCGGAGGAACUAUAAGUUUCCUCACGAACUCAUGUGGCUACUUCUUCCUGGGCAGGUGGGCGUGUGUGCUGGAGGGAUUUGCUGUCACUUUCUUCGGGAUUGUGGCUCUCUGGUCUUUGGCAAUUCUGGCAUUUGAGCGUUUCUUUGUGAUCUGCCGGCCACUGAAAAACGUUCGUUUGGGGGGAAAACAUGCGGCACUGGGUCUUCUGUUUGUCUGGACAUUUUCCUUCAUCUGCACCAUUCCUCCAGUGUUUGGCUGGAACAGCUACACAACCAGCAAGAUUGGCACCACUUGUGAACCAAACUGGUACUCAACAGACUACUAUGACCACACCUACAUCAUUGCGUUCUUCGUCACCUGCUUUAUCCUUCCUCUGGGAGUAAUUAUUGGCUCUUAUGCUAAACUCAUGCAGAAGCUCAAAAAGGUAUCCAACACCCAUGGAAGGCUGGGUAAUGCUCGGAAACCGGACAGAGCAGUAGCACGGAUGGUCAUUGUAAUGAUAAUUGCUUAUAUGGUCGGCUGGACACCUUACGCUGCAUUCUCCAUCACUGUUACCGCCUGUCCCACCAUCCAUAUUGACCCUCGCCUUGCUGCAGCACCAGCCUUCUUCUCUAAGACUGCAGCUGUCUACAACCCUGUCAUUUAUGUCUUCAUGAACAAACAGUUCAGGAAGUGCCUGAUUCAGAUGUUCAAAGGCAACGGGGCCAACAUAGACUCCUCCCACAUGAACCAGACUUCGGACAAAGGGGGCGCCACAGCGGAGAGUCACUUAGGGGAAAUGUCCACAAUCGCUGCCCGCGUGCCCAUGACCUUGAGCAACUUGGAAAAGACUGAAGAAGAAGAUGAGGAUGAUGAGAAGGACCAGAACGAAAACGGAGGUUCCAUGCAGCUCCCCCUAUCAGAGAGCAGAUUGUGUCCUCUAUAGAGCAGCGUUGCCCUCAGUGAAGCCUGAGGCCUGUAGUCGUACCUCUCUGCUCAGUAGCGUUCCACCUUUCAGUCAGCCUGUAAAACAGCAGAGAAGAGACCUGCUUUCUAGAGGAGGAGUGCAUGUGUACAACGUGGAUAUUAUUGUGUUUGCCUUUACUGUUCCAGAUUCCAGUGCAAGGAAACAUCUAAGUGUUUGUGUUUAUUUGCCAUUCUUGCACUAUAAAAAGCUACACUGUGAUAUAUUUUGAGGGUAAGAUUUAGAAUAUUUCUAUGUAUACUUGUCACCAAAAUAAAAGUUGCACCCAGAUUGGAUUGUAAAGCUAUUUGGAAGGAGGUUAAAAGUUACCAGGGAUAAUAAAUGAUUAAUUGAGCUACACGUACAUAAGCUGUGUCCCUCAGUUUGCUGAAGAAACAUGCCAUACAUUUUGGCUUAGAGUUGUAGCGCAUAUUACAUCACAUUACCUUACUUUACACAGUACUUAGCGGAUGUUUUUUCCAUAGCGACAUACAUAUAAUGAUGUACAUUAGAAAUAGAUAACAUAUACGUACAAGGCAAACAAAUUUUUGGGGUUUGAGGCCAAAGGGUAAAAGUUGAAUAGAGGAGGAAAGGAGGUUAGAAGUAGUUAGUUUGUUAUAGGUGUAAGGAGAGUAAGAGCUCUUUGAAGAGCUCAGUCUUCAGGAGUUUCUUAAAGGUAGGGAGGGAAGCUCCUGCUCUGGCAGUGGAAGGUAGCUUGUUGCACCAUUAGGGAACUUGGGCAAAUGUUGGGCAAAGCUAGGCGACAUUCACCGGAGGAGCGCAGUGGCCGGAAGGGGAACAUAAGCCUUUAAGAGCAGGUGCAGGUAGGAGGGAGGUGCUCUGUCAUCUCAUUGUAGGCAAUUGUAAGAGCUUUGAGUUUAAUCCGAGCACCAACUGUCGCCAGUAGAGCUCAACAAGUAGUGGGGUGACAUGUGAAGACCAGGCAUGCUACUGAAUUCUGGACCAUCUGAGCAGGCCAGAGAGGCAGUAAAGAUGGAAAAAUAAAGAGGUCCUAUUACUGAGCUCUGAGGAGCCCCAGUGGAUAAUGAGUGGGCUGAGGACAUCUGUCCUAUCCACAACAUCUUGAAUAAACGCCCAGUGAGUUAUGAUAUGAACGAUGAUAUCACAUUUCCCGACAUACCCAUGUUUGAGAGUAUGAAUAGUAGAAAGUCAUAAUUGACAGUGUCUGUGAGUACUGAGGACUGUCCUGCAGCUCUGGCAGUUUUUAAUACUUCUGUCACAGACAACACAGCCAUUUCAGUGGAGUGCCCUUUUUUAAAACCUGAUUGGUUCUUCUCCAGGAGGUUAUUCUGGCAGAGGAGACCUGAUUGACGGUUGCUCUUUCUAUUGUUUUAGAAAGAACCUGGGCAGGGUUGAGAGAAGGUUUUUAAGCAGUGGUGUGACUUGGGCUUGUUUAUAGGCAGACUGGAAUCCACCCGUAGUUAUAGAGACAUUGAUUAUGUGUGUGAGAGCAGAGAUGAUUGCAGGUGCAGUGGUUUGUAAUAGCUCUGUAGGAAUUGGGUCAAGUGGACAUGUAGUAGGAUGGCUACAGGAGAAGGUAGGGUUUUGGGUCAAGGGAUACCGAAGAGCAGAGCAUGUAUUAGAACUGCUAUGUUUGCAUCAGUGAACUGGUUGCAGACGGCCACCACUUUCUCAGAAGAAAAUGAGGCUGUGUUUCAGCUGUAAGGCAGGUAGCUGUAGGAGAAGGUGGAGGGUUCAGUAGUGUUUUAAAUAUUGCAAAUAGCAGACAUCCCAAAUUGCAAAAGUUGAUUUCAGGGAGGAUACAACCCCCCCCCCCC
Molecule: messenger RNA, 3926 nt
Organism: Astyanax mexicanus (Mexican tetra)
Lineage: Eukaryota; Metazoa; Chordata; Actinopteri; Characiformes; Acestrorhamphidae
Gene: valopb
Product: vertebrate ancient long opsin b
Exons: 5
Coding region: 895-2109 (404 amino acids)
Biological process (GO): G protein-coupled receptor signaling pathway; visual perception
Cellular component (GO): membrane; photoreceptor outer segment
Molecular function (GO): G protein-coupled receptor activity
Source: RefSeq, a predicted model, not a curated record